AUGGCGGAACCAACAACUUCAGCUCCAUCUGGGGUAUCGCAAAAAGCGGCCCCGAAACCUCCGCCUCCUCCAAAGCCCCAGAAUCCGGCUCUCCGUAUGCUCGGCCUACCAAAUAUCCGACUGAAGUUGCCUUCGAGGAAUUGGCUCAUAUUCCUGUCUAUCACUGGGUCAUUUACCACGGCCCUGGUCUACGACCGCAGACAGAAACGAAGAGCGCAAGAAAAGUGGUCCAAUUUAGUAGCGCACAUUGCUAAGGAACCACUGCGGACCAAUGAAGCUCGAAGAAAACUUACAAUAUUCCUAGCUGCCCCGCCGGGCGAUGGGCUGAGGAGCGCGCGAGAAUACUUUAAGGAGUAUAUAAAACCCAUUCUAGUUGCUGGGGCCUUGGACUAUGAGGUACUGGAGGGUCGACGGGAAGGGGAUAUCCGAGCAGCUGUUGCGAACAGAAUCAGGAAAACAAGGCGGCAAGCGGGCGAAGGGCAGCCAAUUGAGGAGGACGAGGCAGACAAUUUCCUUCAACAAAUUCGACAGAAUUUUGGUAUUGAGGACGAACCUGUAAUCAAGGGAGAUGUGGUGAUCGGUCGUCAUACAUGGAAGGAAUAUAUCCGCGGUAUUCACGAAGGGUGGUUAGGACCAAUGGAUGCACCCGCCCCUGAACCCGAAGCCUCUCCCAAUCCAGAGCCAUCGCCCAUAAAUGCUGCUUCUCCGCCAGCUAACAGAGAAGACGGCUCUCCCACGUGUUCAGAACAGCCACAGGAGAAUAAAGAAGCAGAACCUACACCGGAAAAGACACCAGAAGAAAAGAAAAAGGAAGAGAAAAAACCGUCCGGCCCUACGCCCGCAUAUAUCUUCCCUGCUGCCUACCCCUCUCAACAACUCGCGCCGUCAAUCCCGCAGGAAAUCGACGCAUCUCCCGUCGCAUUCCCCCAUAUUCUAGGUUUCCUCAAUACCCCUAUUCGCAUAUACCGCUUCGUCACCCAACGAUAUCUCGCCGACGCCAUAGGGCGGGACGUCGCUACUAUCGUCCUCGCUGCAUCAACCCGACCUUAUGCGGAGAAUAAUGACAGCGUAGACUAUGAAUUUGCAGCCUCCGCCACUGCGACUACUGACGACGCUUCUCCGUCCUCACCAUCAUUAUCAUCCUCCCAUCAAUUCCUCUCAAAACAUUACGAACAGCAAACUCUCCUCGAGAGCGAGGAGCAAGAAUGGCCUAAAUCUGUACGAAAGCAAAAGGAACAUCCAGAUAUUAAAGAACGAGAAUGGCUAGAUGAUGUCGUCAUGGAUUCACGCAUUGCAUCACGGAUGCGCAGAUUUGAUCUUCCCGCAGAGGAUGAAGAGAGAGCACAGCGGAUAGGUGAAGGGACAGAGUGGAUUCGCGGAGAGGAGAUGCCUGUUCAUAUCCCGACUUGGAAACGGAUCUGGAACACAUAUGGGUGGGGUGAGGAGGAUGAUGGACGGCCAAAAGUCAUUAUUGGGAAUCUGGAUGGGGAAGAUGGAGAGUAG
This is a messenger RNA of Blastomyces dermatitidis ER-3, 1503 nucleotides long. Its product is annotated as mitochondrial import inner membrane translocase subunit tim54. The transcript is spliced from 2 exons. Bases 1 to 1503 code for a protein of 500 amino acids. Lineage: Eukaryota; Fungi; Ascomycota; Eurotiomycetes; Onygenales; Ajellomycetaceae. The record is from RefSeq and is a predicted model, not a curated record. Gene Ontology annotation, biological process: sphingosine biosynthetic process. Gene Ontology annotation, cellular component: membrane; intracellular membrane-bounded organelle; cytoplasm.